AUGGAUAUCCCAGCUAGGAUCCACCUACCAUUAAGUCCCGAUGUCUCAGAAAUGUCUGUUCCAAGAACUGAAACAAACACUCCUACGCCAAUGUCAGAGUCUACGUUGCCCAAAGAACCAGCCAAAGAAGUUGUAGAAGUCACGGACAAAACAUCGUCUGACAAGAUAGCAUCAGCCGUUACGACAUUCCCAGUCCCGACUGCCCCUGGUGAUGAUGAUGUUGCCAAGGAGCCAUCACCGCGUCCUUUAUCACAACAAUCAGCUCUUCAACCCAAAACAGUCAAACAUAGGAAGCCUAUCACGGCCUAUGUCAAUCUACGAUGGGUGAGAGACGCGAGCGUCCGAGACUACGUGCAUCGGAAGGACCCGGUGAAUUGUGAUCAAUGCAGAUUGGGAAUACAUGGCGAUGAUGUCGCCACAGACGGGAUAGUGCUUCGAUACUCACAGUACCAGAAGGAGGACACUCAGCUCGAUCCCCCCUCGACAAGUGAGCAGAAUAAGCUGACACAUCUCGCCUCACCAGAGUACCUCAAAAUCGACAAACCCCGAAAAUUCUUUACAAAAGGCCGCAUCUUCAAAACCGUGUGGUUCGAGCCCUUCGGCGACUACUCGGCCUCCCUCCGCGCCCGACCCGCCGAGCUCGCCUACCACGAGAGCUGCCCCGAGUACAACAACUUGAACGAAAAGCCCUACGGGCGGUUCCGGUGGUUCGUCGUCAUUCGCAAACAGCUGCACCACUCGCUGUGCUUCGCCAUCGUCAACGGCGGGGCAAAAUCUAUAGCCAAGAACCGAGCGAGAGGCGAGCACUUGGCUGUGCUGUACUCUACCAGCGUGCCGCCACCGGAGCCGGACGCCGAGGAGGGCAUCGUGUUUGGGCCGCUCGCGGUCAUAAUGGAGGAGGGGAAGCAGAAUAUCAGCCCGUUGGCGAGACUGGAUUGUAGUAGGGUGUUUACGGUGGAGGAUGAUUUGAAGGUGAUGAAGAUUGGGAGGGUGCAUCCUGAUUUUCACGAGAAGCUGGAUCAGUACUAUUUCGAGGCGUGUUUUAAAGAGCCGGUGAAGCAGCAAGUGCAGUCGAAUGGGACUUAGAGAUGUCGACUUUGGCUCGUAUAUGGUUGAUCUUUCUUUGGGCUCCUUGGUUAUUUUUCUUCUCUACACUUUCACGGUUAUGUUUUUACAAGGCCCACUCAAGAAUCUCCUUUUCUUUGCAACAGUUACAGUUUGGUUUCUGUUUCGCCACGACUUGGGAUUGCUCUGGGACAUGUGUCAACUUCAGCGGAUGGCGAACAGCUAGCACUGCAUUUCCCCCUCUUGUUGUUUUCUAUGUUGUCCUUUGCGUUAUCUUUUCUUCUUGACUGUUGCAGCUUCACUCUUAUCAAUAGAUCGCGUUUCUUCUUUAGACAUAUCACAUGUCUAGUUAUCACAUCUCCGACCUGUCUCAAUUCAGUGAGGUUGUCACUUUUCUUCCAUA
This is a messenger RNA of Neurospora tetraspora, 1468 nucleotides long. RefSeq lists its product as uncharacterized. The record is from RefSeq and is a predicted model, not a curated record. Bases 1 to 1086 code for a protein of 361 amino acids. The transcript is spliced from 3 exons. Lineage: Eukaryota; Fungi; Ascomycota; Sordariomycetes; Sordariales; Sordariaceae.